AUGAGGCCAACAGAGCCUUCGGGCAACCCGCCGCGGCCGCCGGGUCUACCGGAGGGCCAGGAAAGACCACGUCUCGUCUCCAACGCCAAGCUGCGAAGCCUGAGCGAAGGCCCAGCAGAUGGACGAGCUUCCAGGGAUUUUGGCGAGGAGGACACCGAAGGAGCCGCUGCUCGGCCCGGGGCUCACAACAUCCUCGUGGCAGUGAGGUGCCGAGCGCUUCUCCCCCAGGAGCGAGUGACUGGAGGCCACGCCAUCAUCAGCAUCGCGAACCGCACCACGGUGAUCCUGGAGGACCCGCACACCACUGCGGCCGAUGACUAUUUACGUCUGAACAAGUCCAAGGAAAGGCGAUAUCACUUCGAUCAGGCUUGCGACGAGACCGCCCAGAACCUUGAGGUCUACGAGCGGACGACGCGCUUCCUGAUUCCCAGUGUCAUACAGGGAUUCAAUGCCACCGUCUUCGCUUAUGGCGCGACCAGUGCGGGUAAAACCCACACGAUGCUGGGUUAUCCAGGCGAGCCUGGCAUCAUGCUGCUGACGCUGCGUGAUCUUUUCAGCGAGGUGGCCAACCAGAAGGACAACAACCACUUCGAGAUCAAGUGCUCCUUCCUGGAGGUCUACAAUGAGAAUGUCAGGGAUCUCUUGCGCCCUGACGGAGACUUCCUGGACAUCCGAGAGGACCACGAGAUUCUGAUCAGACUUCGGGGAUUCUGGUGA
Messenger RNA from Symbiodinium sp. CCMP2456, 717 nucleotides. The record is from the annotation of a GenBank genome assembly. NCBI's taxonomy places the organism in Eukaryota, Dinophyceae, Suessiales, Symbiodiniaceae.